Messenger RNA from Dermochelys coriacea (leatherback sea turtle), 5770 nucleotides. RefSeq names its product layilin (gene LAYN). Gene Ontology annotation, molecular function: hyaluronic acid binding. The transcript has 8 exons. NCBI's taxonomy places the organism in Eukaryota, Metazoa, Chordata, Testudines, Dermochelyidae. Bases 31 to 1191 code for a protein of 386 amino acids. The record is from RefSeq and is a predicted model, not a curated record.
UCCGGGGCGGCCGCUCGGCUCAGGGGGGAGAUGCGGCUCCGGGAGCGCGGCGCCCCGGCCAUGGGGCUGGGGCUGGGGCUGGGGCAGGCGGCAGUGGCCGUGUGCGCCGCGGUGCUGGGCUGCGCGGGGGCGUCCCGGCUGCUGAGCGGGCAGACAGUUUGCCGGGGUGGAACUCAGCGACCAUGCUACAAAAUCAUUUACUUUCAUGAUGCUUUGCGCAGGAUCAGCUUUGAAGAAGCGCAGCAGACAUGCAGAAGAGAUGGUGGGCAUUUAGCCAGUAUUGAAUCAGAAUCGGAACAGAGACUGAUUGAAAAAUUGAUUGGGAGUCUCUUGGCUUCAGAUGGAGAUUUUUGGAUAGGAUUUAAAAGAAAAGAGGAAGACGUGGACAAUAGCACAGAAUGUCAGGGCCUGUAUUCAUGGUCUGAUGGCAGUACAUCCACGUUUCGGAAUUGGUAUACAGAUGAGCCUUCCUGCGGGAGUGAGAUCUGCGUUGUGAUGUACCACCAGCCUUCUGCCCCGGCAGGUGUCGGGGGUUCCUAUAUGUUUCAGUGGAAUGAUGACAGAUGCAACAUGAAAAAUAACUUCAUUUGCAAAUAUUCUCUUGAAAAACCAACUGCUGCCUCAGAAGAGAACUCUCAAGUGGAUGUUGUAACAGGGUCCUUGAAGCCAACGUUCCCAGAAGAACACAUUAAGGAAGAUGCCAAUGAAACCCUUAAAGAAACGAAAGAACCUGUUUUGAGUCUUGCCUACAUCUUAAUUCCCAGCAUUCCUCUGCUCCUUCUCCUGAUGGUCGUAACAGCCAUCUUCUGUUUUUGGCUUUUUGCAAAGAGGAAACGAGAGCACAUGGAGGCAAGUCCAAAGGAGCAAGAUGCCUGGAUCUUCCCCCACAGGAGGAACAGUCCCAAUUUGGAGAUUUACAAUGUAAUUAAAAAACAAAUGGAGGCAGAUCUGGCUGGGACCAGGCCAAAUAUUAAGAAUUCUUCCUUCCGCACCCCUUCUGGAGACCACACGUCUGACAACUUCUCCGGAGAUUACGACAACGUGGCUGUGAAUACUUCAGAGAGUGGUUUUGUGACAUUAGCUAGUCCUGAAAGUGGCUUUGUGACCAAUGAGAUCUAUGAGCUGUGCAGUGAUCAGAUGGGACAAAGCAAGGAGUCGGCCUGGGUGGAAAAUGAAAUAUAUGGAUAUUAAGGAAACUGGAAACACUUGGAUGUGGGUGACACAGCAGAUAAAAACACGAGUAGUCCCCACAUACCAUAUUUAACAGUGAACACAAAAAUAAUGUGUGUGGCAGUGCAUAGUGGUUUCAGAUUGCCUCUGUGCUAAUUUUUUUUCUUAAGGCUAUGUUAUUUUAAACAGUUGAACACAACGGAACAUAUUUAGCUAGCCUUGCUUCAAACCCCUGUUCAAUACUGGGAAUGAUUGGUCUUGGUUCUCUUUUUUUUCUGUUGGAACUACAAUAUUUCCUGAGCUACAGACAUGAAAAUAUGUCUACAUCUUUGCAACUAAAAAUCAGUCCAAAUUCUUUCAUUUUUGUUAACUGACCUCAUCCACAUGGCUGUUUUUAAGUCGUAAGCCGGCCAUCCUUGCUUUCUCCUAACUGCACAGGAGAAUGAUGACAGGUUGGUCAUUUGUUUCCAUCUCAAACCAUGUUUUAGUUACAUGGAUUCCCUUACCAUCUGGUUUGUAAUGUUGCCAGUCAGGCACUUCAUUAGGGAUUGGCAGCGUAGCCCAUGUGCCUUUCCCUCCUUCCUAGUCCCGCUAGCCAUGCAGGGUGUCUCAGAGACUGCAGUUAAAUGAUCUCAUUCAUUUAAUUUUUUUUUAAAAGAACCAGAUAGCCAAAGAUUUCAAAAAUCUCAGCAGAUUUGUUGGUGUUGUAUGGCGGAUAAUUUUGCCUCACUUAUUCUCCAGGCAAGAGAAUGGCAAAGCAGUGACACAAGCAGCACCUUUUCAGUGUUGUGUAGGGGAGAAAUUGCCAUUGCAAAACAUUUUGAAAUGGCCUCAGAAGUUGCUGCAAUCUGAUGGGUUUCUGUGUUGGUUUUGCUAUCCAGAGUUAUGCUAAUAUGCCCUCAGUGGCAAGUUAAACACUGGUUACUUUAGAGUAAAUAGCCUGUUACUGACGGAUGUAGAUUUUUUUUUCCCCCUUUCAUGCUCGUGAGAUAUACUGGAUGCUAUGAAGAUUGAUAUAAUGGCUCCUCUGACUGCAGAUUGAUUACAUGUUGCUAAUCUCAGCAUGGAUGGGAUUACUAAAAAAGCACAUUUAAUAGAGUUUCUAAGCAGCUAGGAGAAGUACAGAUACACCAAAGCCAUGGAGUCGGUAUGAGGGAACCUGCCAAACGUCUACGCAAGUGACCCUCCGCUGGAGUUUGUAUCCAAAUCCUCAGUAACCCACAAGUAUUUAGACUGGAGCAACAGCAUGAUUAUAAGGGAUACGCCGACAGCUCUGUGGAAUUAAGUUCCUGCUUUAUCGAUUAGUGAAUGCAUUAAGAUUACAAUUAAUUUUUUGAGCUUUUGUACAUAAGUAUGAGGCUUUUGUUACCAUGUGAAGCCUAAGACAUGGGCUGUGAGAUGAACUGAACCUAUCUUAACAACUGGUACGUUUUUAAAGCCUUUUGAAGCACAAUACAACAUUUAAGACAGCCCCCUGAUCAAAGAAUCGGGAUUAUAUAUUGGAAACGAAGGUGAGCAUAGGUCUGGGCAUCUUUCUUGCCCUUCUCUCCAGCGUUUUAGCCCAUUUAAUCUCUUUUCUACCUGAGAGGAUAAUGUUCGAUAUCACAGAUAAUGUGGAAAGGAGACUGAAAUAAGUGUGUGACUGGCAAUUUCUUUAUACUGUAUUUGUCUGGCUCCUGAUUGCAUGGAGGGGUGCCCAGAGUUGCCUUGAGCCACCUAAAAUGAGUUUGAAUACCAUGCAGUCUUUCCUAGAAAGGACCAAAACUAAGAUUGGACAAUGUGCAAACUGUGUGGAUCUGCCAAUGGGCGUGUAUUCUUUGAGAAAUGGAUGCCUAUAACUUUGUACUUUAAUACUACCAAAGAGCCCCUUGUCACAGAUUAAAAAGGCAUUUGAGGGAUUGUAGUGAGGAAGCUGUGAAUCAAAAAGUGACCAAGGAAGUGCUCUCAUUUCCUACGUAUCUGGCAACUGACACAGUUAUAUCUGACUUACACCAUAAUGGCAACAAGCUGGUUUAAGUCCGGAUGCAAGUUCUGUUACACAAGUGUGAGCUGUGUGGCUCAAAAGCUUGUGUGUCUCACCAACAGAUGUUGUCCCAAUAAAAGAUAUUACCUCGCCCACCUUGGUAAGUCAAGAGAGAGGCAUUUUCCAAACACAACCUCAUUUCUACCAACAAAGCUUUACCAUGCUAAACCAUUCAGUACUGCAAGUCUAGCUGUAUCUGUUCUGGGAUGCUGACAAGUUCUUGAGCAAGAUGUGGCGGGGAGGAGUGGAAUCAGAAUCUGAACUCGGGAGAGAGCAGCACUGAUGACUUUGGGUUUACUAUUAACUUGAUGAUCAUUAGAGCUUUCUAAUGCCUGUGUUGUGCUUGUUUAUAUGCAGUCCUUUGAAUGUCGGGAUUACAGUAAUCAAGGUUUUGUGUGCUCCACAGGAAGCUUGAUAUAAGUCAUGUGGCAAGGUUCCUGCACUGUUCAGUGCAGCAGACUGGAGCUCUGGUGUCAGCUUCAGAUAAGUGUAAAAAUGGAGAUUCAUAUUUAACUAGAUGUCAGGUUUCCCUUUGCUUUUGAAUGUUAAAUGUCAUUUAUUUUAUGCUGGUCUUACAUUUCAUGGUCUGUAUGAUGCAGAAUGUGUGGUGGGGGUUUUGUUUUUUGGGGUUUUUUUAAAUGCCUGGCUAGUCUUUAUGAGCUCACAGGGGGAAGCUGAAGGUUAUUGCAGCUGCAUAGUCAUUUAGGAAGCUGUGAGAGGAAGCUUGGGUUUGUGAGAUAAGCACACUAACUGGAUGCAAAAAUGAGGAUCAUCUGUGAAAUAUAUUAAUGUUGACGCUGAAAUUUGCAUCAUUAACAUGUAAGGUUAACACCCCAUUGAAAUGAAUUGGGGGACAGUUCACUCCUAAACUAUUGCUUCAGGCUGUCUGCAAACUCAGGCAUAUAAUCUUGCAUUGGUUUGCAUUUGGUUCACAUUUGGAAAGUGUUGGACACCACCUUAAGAGCGUGAGACAUUCUUGAAGUGUAAGCUUGGGUUUUGGCUCACAAUUUUGCAGCAAGGGCUGGAUUUUGAGGUAAAUUGUGUAGCUGUGGAAGGAGGAAGUGUGGUCUUGACAAAUAGCAAUGUGUCUUCUGAGAACCUGUUUAGAGAAUUCUUGUACCUGUUUUGUCCUGCCAGUAACACUUCUGCUGUGAAUAUGUUAGAAUCAUAGAAUCGUAAAAUAUCAGGGUUGGAAGGGACCUCAGGAGGUCAUCUAGUCCAACCCCCUGCUCAAAGCAGGACCAAUCCCCGAUUUUUGCCCCAGAUUGCUAAAUGGCCCCCUCAAGGAUUGAACUCACAACCCUGGGUUGGAUUCUGAAAUGCAUAGCUGCCUGCUGGGAGCUAUUAUGUCUAUUCUUGUCUAAGUUUAUCCAGAGAGCUGGCUGCACCGGUUUGGGAUUAGACAGUUGUGAUCUAUCUGUUCCUGCAUGCUCUGAUAUCCUGUCAUGGAAGCUUAACAUGCUUGCUUGUUUUUAUGUUCUCAUGUUGAAUGUGUCCAGUUCCUGAGAGAUCCCACAGCAUUUUGUAUUGUCUACACUUACACUACUUUUAGUCUGAUUAUGGAGUUGCUCCCAAAUGGGGCUUGUUUCCUAAAACUGGGAUUUUGCCUGAACGUAUGUAUCUCACUGGUCUGAUGAUGAACUGGAAGUGUUGAAUAGCAGAGUUCAGGAUACUUGAUGUCUAUUUUAAAGGAGAGGAAGGAUGGUCCAGUGUUUAGGAUGGUAUCCUGGGACUUGGGACACCUGGGUUCAGUUCCGUACUCUGCCACACUCUGACCUUGAGCAUGUUACUCAGCUUCUCUGUCUCUCCAUUCCCCAUCUGUACAAUGGGGAUAAUAGCACUGCCCUACCUCACAGGGGUGUUGUGAGGAUAAAUAUAUUAAAGAUUAUGAGAUGCUCAGAAACUAUGGUAAUGGGGGCCAAAUAAUUUCUUAAUAUUUUAAUUCUCCACACAGACCUUUAGAACAUCUUGAAAGCUUAUUGAAGAUAAGCUGUUAUGUAAGGAUUUGGAAGAGUAUUUGACUCAAUAUGUGGUUUGGUUGAGUAAUUUUGGUGCCCAACACUGUGUACAGCAAGUGAUGCUGCUUAUUUAUUUGGCUCUUGUUUGUCCUUUUCAAAAUUGAAUUUAAAAAAAAGAUAAAUGCCAUUAAGGCAAAGGCCUGCCAUUCUAUACCGGUGGUAAUAAUACCACCUAGCUCUCAUAAAGCACUUUCCAUCCAUAGAUUUCAGUGUAAAGUCUGCAUCAGUGUCCUGCCCUCUGCCACAGGAGCUUUGCCUAAUCGAGUUCCUGACUUCUAAACACAGAAGAAUCUGGACUAUAGAUCAGGCAGGAAGUACCACCUACUAUAAUCCGCAGAAUGAUGGCCAGUGGAUAUAGUUAGGCUCUGGUCUAAAACAGAGCUCCAGCCUGCUCUUUUCAGUGUAUCUUAGGUGAGAGCUAUUUAAUAGUCUGCACUUGCCAAGGGUUUCCCUGCAGCUGUUGUUGAUUUCUCAGAGGAGCAUUCCUAAUUACAAGCCUGCACCAGUGUCCCAGAGAGGGGCUUCCUUUGGUCUUAUUCCCCUGGUGAGAUUCAGUAAU